AUGGAGCUCGGCGCCACAGAUCUUGGCGCCGAACUCGGAGCCACAGAUCUUGGCGCCGAGCUCGGCGCCACAGAUCUGGGCGCCGACCUCGCACACUUAGACCCCAGCGCCCGUGAAUCCUUCUCUGGCGCCCGUGACCCGAAAGAAAUUUUACUGUCCAAGCCGUUGCCCCGUCGCGCCCCCACCGUCGUGCCCCCCCCCCCCCCCGCGGUCGCGCGCGCCGUCCGUCGCGCUCCCGUCGCGCCCCCGGCGUCGCGGCCCCGCGCGUCGCGGCCCCGGCGUCGCGCCCCCGCCGCCCGUUGCUCCUCUGUCUCGGCCGUCGCCCACCCGCUGCCGCGCGCCCGUCGCGCCACCGGCGUCGUGGCCCCGGCGUCGCGCCCCCGUCGCGCCCCCACCACCCGUCGCUCCUCCGUCUCGGCGGUCGCCCCGUGGAACCGGCGUCCACGGCGGCCCCCGCUGCUAGCCGGCGUCCACGGCUGCCCUCCAACCAAUUCCCGCCUGUGUAGGUAUCUGUAG
Molecule: messenger RNA, 516 nt
Organism: Sorghum bicolor (sorghum)
Lineage: Eukaryota; Viridiplantae; Streptophyta; Magnoliopsida; Poales; Poaceae
Product: cyclin-dependent kinase inhibitor 1C-like
Exons: 2
Coding region: 1-516 (171 amino acids)
Source: RefSeq, a predicted model, not a curated record